This is a messenger RNA of Octopus sinensis (East Asian common octopus), 798 nucleotides long. RefSeq lists its product as uncharacterized. The transcript has 2 exons. The record is from RefSeq and is a predicted model, not a curated record. Lineage: Eukaryota; Metazoa; Mollusca; Cephalopoda; Octopoda; Octopodidae. Bases 1 to 798 code for a protein of 265 amino acids.
AUGCUCUGUAAAACAUUUCAUGCACACAUCAACGUAGAAUUCAACGACGAAAACAAGGCUGCCCUACGCAGUGGAUCCAGUCAUGUACAAGGACGACACAAUCGGACGCGUCUACACAGUUCACCCCUUGAACUCCGAAUGCUUCCAUCUGCAGAUCUUACUUCAUGUCAUUAUGUGACCAAUUUUCUUCGACGACCUUCGCACAAUGGACGGCAACUUAUGUGGCACUUUCAAAGAAUCCUGUUCCAAACGGAUACAGAUGAUCAAUAUGAUAAUGCACUUGGAGAGGCCUCUCUGUGUCGUUUUCCGUACAAGCUCCGACAACAUUUCACAAUAAUGCAGCUACCUUCUCAAGACACAGUUACCGACCUUGAUCAGGUUACACAUUUUCCAACGGAAUUUCUCAACUCCCAAGAUCCUCCACUACUUCCUCCCCAUGAACUCCACUUAAAUGUCAGUUGCCUCGUCAUCCUCCUAAGCAAUCUAAACGCAUCCACACUAUGCAAUGGAACUCGCCUUGAGAUCAAACAAAUAAUGGACCAAGAUAUUGAAGCCCAAAUUAUCACAGGACACGGAAAAAACAAUACCGUUUUCAUUCCGAAAGUUCCGCUAACCCCAACAGACUGCCCCUACCCUAUGCAGAGUCUUCAGUCCCCUCUCAAACUCAGCUUCACCAUGACCAUUAACAAAGAACAAGGUCCGUCGCUGAAAAUUGUCGGAUUGGACCUUCGAACGUCGUGCUUUUCCCAUGGACAGUUCUACGUCGGUUGUUCCAGAGUUGGCCAUCCAGUCAACUGA